AUGACUGAAGUCGAUGGUAUAAUGCCAGAGGCAACUACACAACCCAUUUCCUCCACUCAUGCUAUAACUGAGGAACAUUCAGUGCCCAGUAGUAGCGAUUACACGGAUGGCAAUGUUUCGACAGUGGUCAGCAAUGAUCAACAACAACAAUUGAAAGAACAGAAUGGUUUGAACAAAAUCAAUAGCAGCCGAGUACCAACGGACGUCGACACGCAUAACGAGCAAAUGGACGUAGACGGCGCUGAUACCGAAGAAGAUGAUUCUCAAAUGACGGCAUCAUCCACCACAGAAAACGGCAGAGGUGUAGAUGUGGGCGGUGGUGAAGAUAGUAAAAUGUCAACGGGUGAAGAUGAUGGGAAUGCGGCGUACGUGGAAGAGGAAAAGCGACUAAGUAAUGAUAGUAAAGUAGACGGCUUAAGCGUUCCCAUUGUGGCCAGUUUAAAGGAUAAACCGCUAAACUUUUGCAAUGAUGAAUUACACAAUUCUAAUACAUGCACAGACAAAUCCGGUGGUGGCGAAAGCGACGAAGACACACAGCGAUCGCGUAGUACUGUUGGCGAAGCGACUGAUCCAAAAGACAAUAGUAAUGAACCAAGCGAAAGUCUAGAAAGACCAGCCACCGUUAGCAGUAAUACCGAUAGCGUUAGUGAAAUAGAGGGCGCCGAUAUACACAGUCAUGAGGGCAAGGCGAUUAAAGACAAAGAGCACAAAUUAAAUGCUGCAAACAAGGUAGAAACGGAUGACAGCAGAAGCGUCGGUGUCGCUGAUCCUAUGGAUGCCGGAGCCGAUCCACUUUCGAUAAGCAACGAUAUAAAGACGCAAGAUCAAAAGAAAGAAAACGGUGUCCCAAAGAACGAUGCUAGUGGCUUUGUGGACCUGGGCGAUGACUCAGACGACGAAGUGAUGGCAGUGUCAAAAGCAAAUGAAGCUGAUACUACAAUGAACAACUCUGAAAAUAGUUCAGCAGUGACGUCGUCGAACACUGCUGCGGUACGUAAGACUCGUUCAAUAUGCAGUGACUCAGAUGGCGCUGUAGUUAUUGCCUCAGAUUCGGAUACAGAAGCCAAUAGCAACUUGCCUGCCAAGCAAAAAGCAUCGAAUGAGACACAAAUCAUUGACGAUGACGAAGAUGAUGAUUGCGUAGUUAUUGAAGAUGAUACACCUGCGCCACGUCUACAAGCGGCAAGUGAUUUGAGUAAGCGUAAGAGCAUGGCUAUGGACUCGCCACAACACUCGGAUGACUCGCAACCGCCAAGUAAACGUCAACGUAGUGUAGGCCCCGGAUCUGGUAAUCAAAUUUCCAUCAAAGAUGCGCGUUCACUUAUGGCGCAUGAUACUGCAUCAGCAACUGCUGCUGCGGUCGCAGCUGCCAGAAAAGUAGCCGAGAGCAACGUAUAUCCCGUUAAUAUUACGCCGGCAUCAAAUAUAGCUUCACCGGGAGGACCACCAAAACUUAUACCUGUCGGAAAUCCAAGUAUGCCCAUAAAUAAUGCCGGUGGCAUAAAUCCCGCUUCAUUCCCUGGACUUGGUAAUGCGAAUGCAGCAAAUUUACUACCCGGCCUUACGGACGACAUGUUUGUACUAGAGGCACCUUCGUUUAUCGUACCCUAUAUUUAUGAGAAGCCACCGGUGGACAACCUCAAGAAUAUAGUUAAAGAUAUCGAAGAUAAAUAUAAACUGACGAAAGAUGAUCUCGCUGACGCAGAUAAAUCUGAUGAGUUCGAUAUGAUGACCGAGCAGAAUAAGGAGGACAAAGAAGACAAAAACAAUAAAAAGAAGAAGCGGCGACGUGGCGCCGACGAUCCUGAUGAGUCCUGGUCAGAAGAAUCGGAGGAAGAUGAUGACGAUGACGACGACGAUGAUUCGGAAUCCGGUAUGCGCACUAAAGUCUUAAUCAAAGAAGUUUCCGAUGAUUUGCCAGCGCUAAAAGGCGCCAUUAAACCAGCAGCGGCACUUGUGCAAUCUCCAAGCACCUCAGCACAAAAUUCCGCCAUUGCCUCGAAACCGGGUCAAGAGAACUAUUUCGAAAGUCCACUGGGCAAAUUUUUCAUGGACAUUGGUGUUGGUCUAGUACAAGAAUUUGUACAGUCAGAUUUAAUACGUUUGCAAAAACGUAAAAUGCGCAAGAGUCUGGGUAAGAAUAUUACUGAGUUUGAGCGUGCUAUAACAGCACUCUCUGGCAACUUGGAAGCUUCACGCAAGAAGAAUUCACCCUUCAAAUUUACCAUGAAACGCUGUGAGUUCUGUAAUUUCAAGUCGGAAUCUGCCCUCUCCAUGGCCAAUCAUUAUGAAACACCACAUAUGAACGGCGCGUUAUAUAAGUGUAAUUUCUGCGCUUUUGAGAUCCGUAACGCAACAGAAAUUGUUUAUCACAUGGAAGCGAUACACAACAUCAAAGCGCGUCUCAUUAAACCGCUACCGUAUCAUCAGUGUCCGAAUUGUGGAUUCGAAGAUAAUGGCAAGGCCAAAUUGGCACGUCAUCAACCGGUUUGCGCGAAGAAAUUCCGCCCUGAAAUUAAUUUAGCACCUCCUGCUGAUUGGGAAGCACCAGCGAAAAUACCGCGUAUCAAACCGCGUCAUGGACUCGUGGGCACUGCGACGGCGUAUCAGGCAAUGGCUGCGCAAGCUGCGGCACAAAAGGCAGCUCUUGCGUCCAUACAACAGCAGCAACAGGCAGCAGCUCAAGCGCGUACCAUGCAAGCGGCUGCACUUGCUGCACAAAACGCUGCAAAUAAGAUACGCGGUCGCCCUCCAGUUAUCAACACACAAAAGACCGGUCCCUUGCCAAGUGGACCAAUGCUACGUGGACCCGCACCUAUACGCUCCCAAAUGGCCACGAAUGUGGUACAGCCCAAUAACUACCAAGUACCAGGCGGACAACUCUUGCAGGCAGCAAAUGCUUUUGCUAAAAAAACGCUUACCGGUCAACCAAGUAUUUCUAUAACUCCACUACCUCGCCAAAAUACUGCGCAGCCAGUUGUGACAUCGCCGUCAACAAGCAAAAUGCCACCGACCGGUAUGAAGCCUGGCCAAAACCUAAUGGUAGGUGGUGGUGGCAAUAGCAAAACACAAUUUGUCAUCUGUGAAAUUUGUGAUGGUUACAUUAAGGAUCUGGAACAACUACGCAACCACAUGCAAUGGAUGCAUAAAGUGAAGAUACACCCAAAAAUGAUUUACAACCGGCCGCCACUGAAUUGCCAAAAGUGUCAAUUCCGUUUCUUUACCGAUCAAGGUCUGGAACGACAUUUACUGGGCUCUCAUGGUUUGGUCACAAGCUCGAUGCAAGAAGCCGCUAAUAAGGGAAAAGAUGCCGGCCGGUGUCCCGUGUGUGGCAGGAUGUAUCAAUGGAAGUUGUUGAAUCACGUGUCGCGCGACCAUCACAUGACAUUGAAACCUGCACAUUUGUCCUACAAAUGCACAGUGUGUACAGCAACCUUUGGCAUGUACAAACAAUUUGAGACACACGUAUAUACCGCGCACAGUACAGUCGCAAAAAAGGCUAUGGAUGGCAAAAAGAAUAAUACAUCGGCUGCGGCGUCGAGUGCAGGUGGUAUGGCCGGCGGUAGCGGUAUGGGUGCACUUAAUCAUCAACAGCGUAGUAGUUUGAUGGCAACGAAUGACUCAUUAUUAAAGCCUCUCAAAAUCAAUGAUGAAAUCACAAUUAUACCGCAACCAUCGUCAAAGCCACGUAUAACAAACAUGGAAAGUCACAUCAUAGAUUAAACAUAUUGCAGCAUAAAACAGUAGGAAAUAUUAUAAAAUAAAAGUACUGCAAUAAGGAUAGUGAAGAAAAAUCGAGUAUUGGAAAAAGCGUACAUUACAUUUACAAAAUCAGGUCGCAUUUCGUAAUUAGCUUGAUUCGACGCUGCCACGACGAUCCAAUCACACCUGUUCAAGUACAUACAUAGUACCAUACAUACAUAUAAGCUGUAAUAUACAAACAAAUAGCAGCAGCCAAGCUACGCUGAAACCCAUGGCAAACAAAGAGGAAACAACUAAAAGAAUAACACAACAAUAAUAACAAACAAACUUAGCUUUGAUAAACGGACAGAAAGUGCGCAGUCAUCAAUGUUCAAUCUAAAUCACUACACUAUUUUAGCUGGCUAGUUGAAUGCUGUUGAUGGAUGUCACCCAAAAUAAUUUUAAAUUUAACUUUUAAACAAUUUGUGCGACAGCGAAAGCACACUCGAUGCAAGCGGUGUGAUUGCCUCAUUAAAGGGUGAUAGAGCAGGCACACAUUGUGUGUGUUUUUGUGGGUACAGUAAUUUUAUUUAUUAAUUCUGUUAGUAUGUAAUGAAACAUUAAAGAUGUGGAAAACCAGGAGUAAGCACAUUAAUGGCGUGUAAAUUAGUAAAAAAAAUAAUAAAGGUAAAUAAUUACAGAAGUAUAA
This is a messenger RNA of Bactrocera neohumeralis, 4390 nucleotides long. RefSeq names its product MOG interacting and ectopic P-granules protein 1 (gene MEP-1). NCBI's taxonomy places the organism in Eukaryota, Metazoa, Arthropoda, Insecta, Diptera, Tephritidae. The transcript has 6 exons. The record is from RefSeq and is a predicted model, not a curated record. Bases 1 to 3723 code for a protein of 1240 amino acids. Gene Ontology annotation, cellular component: nucleus. Gene Ontology annotation, biological process: regulation of gene expression.